GACAGUAACGAAGUGCGCACCGUUCAGUUCUGACGUGUUUUAUCAGUAAUUCAAUAUAUUCUCCGUGACAAUUGGCUCCUUUGAAACUGCUCGUAGUUGCGGGUUAUUUUCUAAGAUAAAUGCCGUGUAUGCAUAUCUAAACAAAAUGGAUAAAGUAUCCGACGAUGUGAAACAACAAGUAGAUCAAUUAAAGGAAUGGGCGAACCGGCAACCGAAUUUGCCCAAGGAUAUAGAAGACGCAAUUCUUUUACAAUUCCUACACAGCUGUUACUACGACUUGGACAAGUCGAAGGUCACGUUGGAGUUGUUCUGCAGCAUACGUUCGUCGUCACCUGAAUUGUUCACCAACAGAGAUCCUUCGUCGCCGCCAAUGAAGAAGGCUUUGCAAAUUCUAAACCUCGCCCACUACGAAAUACCGGGAAGAAGAUUCGUGUGGAUAUGGCAAUUAAAUGACCCGUCUUUGGAAAAUUACGACUACGUACAAGAUGCCAAGGUUUUCAUGUUAACUACGGAUUCUUGGUUGCUGAGCGAUAAGAAGCUUGAGGAAGACGAUAUGGUUAUAAUGGACGUUAAAGAUAUUUCAUUGAAAUUUAUCACGAAAUUCAACGUGUCCGUUGCAAAGAAACUAUCGAAAUAUCAGGAGGACGCAAUGCCGAUACGCCUGAAGCAGAUUCACAUUGUGAACGCCCCUCCGUUUGUAGACAAAUUGUACGCGUUGUUGAAGCCUUUCAUGAAGCAAGAAAUUACGAAUAUGAUACAUUUCCACACGCCGAAUUCACAAACCCUUUACGAUUACGUGAAGAAAGAAGAUCUGCCGUCCGACUAUGGUGGUACGAGGAAAAGCAUGGUGGAAUUCAACAAAGAUGCUAUGGAACUGUUGGAGAGUAGAAGGGAAAUUCUCAGUGAUGAUAAUCUGUGGAGAGUCGAGAAGAAAUCGAAGAACAAAAAUGAAUUUUCAUCUGAUGUCGGAUCGUUCCGAACUCUUGCCAUAGAUUAAGUUUUGCAUAAGACUGAUUUGUCGAGAUCCUUAAAGAUUAAAAUUACAAUGGUUUCUAUAAUUAAAUCUCAAUGGUAGGAUAACUUCGAGAAGCUCGAAAGCACAAGACAAUAAUUCGAGAAAGUUUCUCGAACAUUCUGAAAUAAAAUUAUUUAUGUCAAUAUUUACAACUACAUCUACAAAACAAAAUAAGUCGCAUUAUUUUAAAGUUUGUUUCCAAUAUCAUAACACUUAAUAUUUUCUUCGGUUUUCGUGAGUCGUAGACAUAAUCAAAAUUACUUUUAAAGUUUAAUUUCGCGUUUUUUCUUGUCAAUAAAUUAUACGCUACUAUAACCUUACUCAUCCGUAACUACGAAACUAGUAUGAAAACUGUAAAGUAUUUGACGCAUCCGAAAUAAAAUAAUGACAAUAAAAACAACGUUAGAUUAAAUCGUGAAAGCAGUUCUAAUUCUAUCAUAAAAACAUUCGUAUUCACGUCCGAUUUUGUAUUAUGCUACCAACUUAAUAACACUGAGGCGCCAACGCGAGAAGCAAGCCUGCCAUAAUUGAAAUACCCGGCUAUUGACCUCAAGCAUAACGCAUGACCAUUUCGCCGCAGUGAUAG
Messenger RNA from Bombyx mandarina (wild silkworm), 1601 nucleotides. Its product is annotated as alpha-tocopherol transfer protein-like. Gene Ontology annotation, cellular component: membrane. Gene Ontology annotation, molecular function: phosphatidylinositol bisphosphate binding. The record is from RefSeq and is a predicted model, not a curated record. NCBI's taxonomy places the organism in Eukaryota, Metazoa, Arthropoda, Insecta, Lepidoptera, Bombycidae.